Molecule: messenger RNA, 393 nt
Organism: Ostertagia ostertagi
Lineage: Eukaryota; Metazoa; Nematoda; Chromadorea; Rhabditida; Trichostrongylidae
Source: the annotation of a GenBank genome assembly
AUGGAUUCGGAACGGGCCGUGGCACUUUGCCAGGCUAUGUUACUGGAAUUCGGUGACGGUCUGCAACCGAAAAAAGCGUUAGCGAUGAGAAACGCUAACCAAUACGUGCCAAACCUUCUAGAAUUAUUGAAAAAUAAAAAAAGAACAACUCAUUCCGGUGGCUACUAUCACGAUGUGGUGAUCCAUGCUCUACGAAAUUGUGGAUACCGUAUGAUCGACACGGCCCGCCGGUAUGGCGUUGAACGGGAACUCGGCUUUGCAUGGAAGGAAUCUGGAGUACCUCGAUCGGAAUUGUUCCUCUGCUCAAAAUUAUGGCCUGUGAAUUUUGGCUCAGGAACUAGGGAGGCAUUUGAGUUGUCAUGUGAAAAGCUCCAAACGGAUUACCUAGGUAUG